Molecule: messenger RNA, 593 nt
Organism: Rhododendron vialii
Lineage: Eukaryota; Viridiplantae; Streptophyta; Magnoliopsida; Ericales; Ericaceae
Exons: 4
Coding region: 5-523 (172 amino acids)
Source: RefSeq, a predicted model, not a curated record
GGACAUGCGUCAGCUUCCAAAGUGGGUUAAACCGAGAGGCCCAUAUCGUGCACUUACGUUCCAAGAGAAGGAGUAUUACCGUAAGAGGGCUGAAGAGAGCAGGGGGUUUGAUGUUCCGGAUAUACCUGAUGAUAUUGAUCCUUGUGAAAUAGAUGUUAAGCCAUUUAAGUUGGACCAGCACCCCCCUGGAAGUGAGCUAUGGAAGGAGCUCGCAGAUUAUUCAAAGUUAGCUCUUGACAAGUACAACAAGUGUAACAGCGCAGCAAAGUACCAGUUUGCGAAGUUAAUCAAGGCAAACUACGGAGGUGGUUAUCCUUUCGAGUAUUUUAUUACAUUUCAGGCCUAUGAUAUGGCUUGUUUUCGCUGUAAGACUUUCCAAGCUAGUGUGACUAUAGGGUUUAAGGAAACAACGGCGGAUUGCUGGCCUGAACCGUAUCCAACUUCUCGAAGGUCCAGACAUAAUAUCGACGCUGGUGCAGUGGAAUGCUCAUCUGCUGAUCAACACCGAAUGAACCUUCUUUAGAAGCAUUUGUCAGCACUACCUUUCUUACUCACCACAGUUGAACUUUCGGUUGUCUUGUUUUUCUUGAGCG